GUGCAGCCGGAGUGUUUUCCUCACCCUUUUUAUUACCUGUCUCAGAGAGGAUUCGCUCACAUUCGCGUGCUGAGACAGACCCUCGGCGUCGGCGGACGCUCUCAGGCGUACGAGUGGAUGGCAUGGAGCGCUCGGUGGUGAAACGUGGGGAGAAGUGAAGUGAUCCACCCGCGCGCGGCGUGUGCUCGCUCUCCUUAAGAAUGACAACAAAACAAAAUGAACUCUUCCUUCCUCUGACAUUGAGAAGCGUGUGCGCGAUGUGCGUCUGAAAGAAGGCGAACCGACCGUGAGAAUUAUUAUUUCUUUUAUUUUUGCGCUGCUCUUUUAGCCCUCAAGUUGUGGGACUGGACUGCACGAGAGAGAGUUGGCGCGCGCAGUGAUGAGCGUUGCUAUGUCACCAUGAAGCUCCUGCAGUUCAUCGUUUUGUGUGGGUUUCUCUACACUCACACCGACGCAUCCCGCAUUCGUCAGGAGGACUCUCCACCUCGGAUUGUGGAGCACCCCUCAGACCUGAUUGUGUCAAAGGGCGAGCCGGCCACUCUGAACUGUAAGGCGGAGGGGCGGCCGUCCCCCACCGUGGAGUGGUAUAAGGACGGUGAGCGCGUGGAGACGGACAGGGACAAUCCUCGCUCACAUCGAAUGCUCCUGCCCAGCGGCUCACUCUUCUUCCUGCGCAUCGUACAUGGCCGACGCAGCAAACCGGAUGACGGCAGCUACGUGUGUGUGGCCAGGAACUACCUGGGAGAAGCAGUCAGCCACAAUGCCUCGCUGGAGGUGGCAUUGCUGCGGGACGAUUUCAGGCAGAACCCUCAGGAUGUGGUGGUUGCAGUAGGAGAAUCAGCAACACUGGAGUGCCAACCUCCUCGAGGCCACCCCGAGCCCACCACCUUCUGGAGAAAAGAUAAAGCUCGGCUCGACCUCAAAGACGACAGGAUUACUAUCCGGGGUGGGAAGCUGACCAUAUCCAACACCAGAAAGAGUGAUGGGGGGAUGUAUGUGUGCGUGGCAACCAACAUGGUGGGGGAGAGGGAGAGCGAAAUGGCUCAACUCUCUGUGUUUGAACGGCCCACGUUCGUGCGCAGGCCAGUGAACCAGGUGGUGCUGGUGGAUGAAAGUGUGGAGUUCAGGUGUCAGGUGGAAGGAGACCCCCCUCCUUCGCUGCGCUGGAGGAAGGAUGAGGCAGAGAUCCCCCGAGGCAGGUAUGAGAUGAAAUAUGAAAAGGACGACUUUGUCUUGAGGAUUAAGAAAGUGUCUGCCGGAGACCAGGGAAGCUUCACAUGUGUGGCGGAGAACCGUGUGGGCAAAUUGGAGGCGUCUGCUACACUGACUGUCAGGGCUCGCCCUGUUGAGGCCCCCCAGUUUGUUGUGCGACCUCGGGACCAGAUUGUGAUGCAGGGACGCACUGCCACCUUUCCAUGCGAGACCAAAGGAAAUCCACAGCCCACCGUGUUCUGGCAGCGAGAGGGCAGUCAGGAUCUGCUUUUCCCGAACCAGCCUCCUCAGGCAGGGAGCCGCUUUUUGGUGGCGCCCAAUGGUGAUCUGACCAUCACCUCGGUCCAACGCUCGGACGCAGGUUACUACAUCUGCCAGGCUCUCACUGUAGCCGGCAGCAUCCUGGCCAAGGCCCAGCUGGAGGUGUCUGAUGCUCUUAAAGACCGCCCACCACCCAUUAUUCAGCAAGGCCCAACCAAUCAGACGGUGGGUGUAGGUGGCCUAGCUCUUCUAGGCUGUCGGGCGUCUGGAGACCCAGAACCCACCAUCACUUGGCUGAAGGAUGGACUGAGUCUGCUGGGUAAAGAGCCUCGCAUGUCCCUGCUGGAGCCAGGAAGUCUGCAAAUCAAGAACACUAAGCUCUCAGACUCUGGUCUGUAUACCUGCUUGGCCACAAGCUCCAGUGGAGAGGCCUCGUGGAGUGCCUUCCUAGACAUUAGAGAGUCAGCAGAGCUCAUAGACCCCGUGUCCCACAAUACCACUGCUCUCCCAGGGCCUCCCUCCAAGCCAGAGGUCACCGAUGUCACCAAGAGCAGUGUGUCGUUGUCAUGGCGUCCAGGGCCUGAGGACGCCUCUCUUAUUUCCUCCUAUGUCAUCGAGGCCUUUGGUCAGCUGGUGAGCAAUAGCUGGCAGACUGUAGCUGACCACGUGAAGAACACGCAGUACACGGUCAAAGACCUGCGCCCCAACACUGUCUAUGUCUUCAUCAUCAGAGCAGUGAAUGCACAGGGAGUGGGAGACCCCAGCCCUAUGUCUGAGCCCGUCCGCACUCAGGACAUUAGUCCAGCCGUGCAGGGCAUUGAUCACCGGCAGGUGCAGAAGGAGCUGGGUGAGGUCAUCGUCAGCAUGCACAACCCUGUGGUGCUUAGCUCCACUUCCGUGCGGGUGACAUGGGCGGUUGAGAACCCGUCCCAGUUCAUCCAAGGCUACCGUGUUCUCUACAGGCAAACAUCCGGACUGCCCUCUCCAGGAACAUGGCAGGUCCAGGAUCUAAAGACUCCGUCAGAGCGGGACAUCACACUACAUGAUCUCAAAAAGGGGGUUGUGUAUGAGAUAAAAGUCCGGCCCUUUUUCAAUGAGUUCCAGGGAGCAGACAGUGAAUCUAUGACAGCACGCACUUUAGAAGAAGCCCCCAGCGCCCCUCCCCAGCAAGUGACUGUGCUCACAGUGGGCAACCAGAACAGCACCUCUAUCAGCAUAUCCUGGGACCCCCCACCCACAGACCACCAGAACGGCAUCAUCCAGGAAUACAAGAUAUGGUGUCUGGGAAACGAAACGCGGUUCCACGUGAAUAAGACGGUGGAUGCAGCAAUCCGCUCUGUGGUAGUUGGAGGGCUUCAGGCUGGGGUGCAGUAUCGUGUGGAGGUAGCGGCUGGCACCAGCGCAGGCACUGGGGUGAAGAGUGAGCCACAGCCCAUUGUGAUUGGUGCAGAAUUACGGGAUGUGAUGACGGGAGAUGAGGGCAACAGCAGCAUCACUGAUGUGGUGAAGCAGCCAGCCUUCAUUGCAGGCCUGGGUGGAGCCUGCUGGAUAGUGCUCAUGGGCUUCAGUGCCUGGCUGUACUGGAGGAGAAAGAAGAGGAAAGGUCUCAGCAAUUAUGCAGUCCAGUCGUUCACCUUCACCCGUGCAGGUACUGACCAUUUGUCCCGUCUCUAUCUAACUUCCAACGGGCUCGAUCCCACUAUAGGCAUGACGUUCCAGCGUGGAGACAGGGGCCUGAUGGGAAGUGGAAGUCGUCCUGGCUUGCUGAAAGCUGGUGAUCCUGGCUUCCCCUGGCUAGCCGACUCCUGGCCCUCCACCAGCCUGCCUGCCAACGGCGGCCUGGGCGCUCCAAAAGACCACAGCAACUUCGGACGUGGGGACGUGCUGCCGUCUGGAGCCGGGGAGAAGACGGGCACCAUGCUGUCGGACGGUGCCAUCUACAGCAGCAUCGACUUCACAGGCAAGACGGGCUACAGCAGCCCAGCCCGAGGCAACCAGGCCACCCCUUACGCCACCACUCAGAUCCUGCAGUCCAACAGCUUCCAUGAGCUGGCCGUGGAUCGGCCUGACCCACGAUGGAAAGCCUCACUGCGUGCCCAGCAGGAGAUGGCCAGCCUGGGCUACUCACUUACUGACAGCAGAUCCUGCGCCAAUGGAGGAAAGAAUGGCAAAAAGAAGAAGUCCAAAGGAGGCAGUAAAACAGCAAAGCCUAACGGCUCCUGCUGGGCCAAUAUGCCCCUCCCUCCCCCGCCCAUGAACCCUUUACCGGGAACAGAGAUGGACCACUAUGCACCAGAACGUCAAGCUGGAGGGUAUGAAAGUGACAGCUGGGCUCCAUCCCUCCCUGUGCAGACCUACCUACACCAGGGCAUGGAGGAUGAAUUAGAAGAGGAAGAGCGAGUGCCCACCCCACCCCUCCGUGGCGUGGCCUCCUCUCCAGCAGCACUGCCCUAUGUCCAGGGCUCCUCUACAUCACUAGGCUCCUCCCACCAUGAGGAAAUGCAGUCCAUGCUUCAGGCCCACUUGGACGAGCUCACCCGUGCCUAUCAGUAUGAGGUGGCCAAGCAGACCUGGCAUUUGAAGGGAAGCUCACACCCACCCAAGACCCCUGCCCCACCUGUGGCAUAUGUGUCCAGCACGUUAGGCUCUGACAUCCUGACCGAAGGAGAGGACGAGGAGGGAGACAGUGAAGAGUACGAGUUGUCCCGGCAGCUGUGUGGAAUAGACUACUCCCCUGGACGCAGUCUGGAAAGCAUGGAGGGAGCGAUCACAGGACACGCCUAUUCCCACCGAAUCCAGCCAACUAGUUCCGGGUCCGUAGACGGAGGGCUGCUGGGGACUCAGAGCCUGGGCCAUCAGAGGGUGUCACAUCCUCCUCACAAACAGAGGGCAGAGACGCUGGCCACCGAGCCCCGCAGGAGAGACAGCACUGCUGACGUGCGAGCUCCUGCGUCAGAGCCACUUCACAGCGUGGGCGCACGGCUGCAUACAUCCUGGGGCUCGAUGGGGUCCGAGCCCCCUGAGGAGUGCAUGGUGUCUACGCUUGAGCGGCAGCACAUGCCUCCCUGGAGCUCCAGAGGCACGCUGGGACGCGGCUCUCACCAAAGGUCCAGUACAGAGCAGCAAGACUCUGCAGGACGGGGGUCCACCAGCAUGGAGCCCAACUACGGACACCUAUAGUGCCCUGUGUGAGAGAAGCCAGACUGCUCACUGCCCACCUGAACGAAAGCAAGGACGAGAAAGAGAGAUUCAUUGUUACCCGUGCAAUGUCCAAUGAGCUUCUCCCACUGGUCUUGUAUGAGGCAAUCUUUACCUCAGAGAGAGGCAAACACUGAACUGUGAAGCUAAUGUACAGACACACAUCUCACAGUGGUCUUCAACUAGCGAUUUGCUUUUGUCUACCUUACGACGAGACGUCACAUGUCCCUCCCAUUUUGUGUCACAAAACGUGCAUCACUUGGUAAGGAAAAAAAGAAGGAUGUGUUUGUUUUGCUUGUUUUUUGGAAAGAAUGAAUCUGAAAAAUCACGAGUAUGUAAAUCCAAAUAAUAAGAGGGAUGUGUAUUUCUUGUAAAUAUUUUUUUUAUUUGAUGUUGCUUUGCUAUGCAAACCAAAAUCAGAUUUUUAGGUUUGUCUCUUAAAUGGUCUUUAUAACAUUGUGAAUGGAUAAAAUGUGGUGUCACAAUUCUUUUUUUUAUUUCAUAAAUGCUCUGAAUAUUUGCUAAGUUAUUAUUAUGAAUACUUGUUUAUUUUGCACAAAACAUCUUUGGUGAUAAGCACAAAAUCUUCAGCUCCUGCUGACGUGGAAACAGAAAGAUAUGCUACAGAUAUGCUAGAGAGUCUGCACAGCAGCCUAAAAAUAAAGAGAUUUAGGACAGAACUGUCCACAGAUACAGAUGUAUUAUUACUGGAUUGCUGCAAGGGGAUUUACGCUAGAAUGAUGGAACAGAAUGAUAUUGAAAGCAUACAGUACUUACAAAUGCCAACUGAGCAGGUCUAAUGUAAUUGCCUGUCCCUGGAGUCAGUUUUAGAGCAGAAAAUGUUCCGAUGCAGUCCUUCACGAAUGUUUCGGUCUACAGAUUAUACUUAUCAGACUAUAUAAAGAAAGCUUUUUUCACAAGGGCAUCCAGCUGGAAGAAGAUGCUGUAUAUUAGUGAGUGAAAAGAAGUGACUUUGGGAUCGAGAAAUUAAUAACACAAUGAUAAUAAUGUCACACCAGAUCGUCCUCCGUGUUACAGAGUGAAACCGUAAUAAAAGUAGCAGUUGACAGCUGCUCACGCUCGACCCCUAGCAGGUGUGUUUAACCUGUGCAAAUGGAAGCAGGUUAGAACAGGUGGACUGAAAUUUUGAUGAGGGGGAAAAAGAUUAAAGAACGGGAACAUUACCCUUGAAAUCGGUCAUUUUUUUGGCAGCGAUCCCAAUUUCGUUCCCAAUUAGCAUGGUUGUUUAAUAUUAGGCUGUUCAGAAAGCCAUUGUAAAAAAUCAAUUACUUGUCAGAUAUGUUUAAACUCGACUGCUACUCUGUAAAUGAGAGAAUUUUCAGUAAAUACUAGUGAUUCAAAAUGGAAAUAAACAUGCCACCUAUGCUCAGCUGUUGAGGAAAGCUGGGCCCAGGAGACUGUCCUCUGGUCAUCCUCAUACGCUCAUUAGUAUGACAUUUCUCUGCCAAGCUUUGAUUUUUUAUUAUUAAUUUAUUUAUUUAUCUAUUUAUUUUUGUGGAUUUGUGCAUUUUCUCCACCUGUACAGAAUCUCUAACCUGCCAGAUUUGUUCUGCCCUCAGGAAACCACAUGCACUUGCAAAAUGUGACCGUUUCUGAAACAAUGCAACAAAUAAAAUCUGUAUGUGAA
Colossoma macropomum (tambaqui) is the source of this 6319-nucleotide messenger RNA. RefSeq names its product roundabout homolog 2-like. Gene Ontology annotation, molecular function: protein binding. The transcript has 28 exons. The record is from RefSeq and is a predicted model, not a curated record. Bases 400 to 4653 code for a protein of 1417 amino acids. NCBI's taxonomy places the organism in Eukaryota, Metazoa, Chordata, Actinopteri, Characiformes, Serrasalmidae.